CGACCUACUUUGGCUGAUUGUACAUACCACCGCUGAACCGGUACAAUUUAUCAGACUCUCUUCCAUUGCCUCAUCGUCAACACGACAACUUUUCGAUUAUUAUCACUCCCUCAUCGUCGUAAUUGCGACCUUUCCUUUCCAUUCAUCGCUGCUCGCAUUUCGUCACCCUAGUAAUUGCAUACCUUCGAUUCUCGCCAUAUACGAACUGAGGCCAUCUCGUAUUCCGUACCUCCUGUCUGUCCUGCAUAAUACAGCGAUUUGAAUGUCAUUCUUCUAAAGCCAACGGCAAAACCAUCUACAUAUGGGAACCUUGUAUUGGGUCUUAGAUUAACUACUACUAAAUGAAAGCCUUAAACUAGAUCGACUAGCAAAAUAUUGGAUUUCCGUCGCGUCCCGUAUGCCUCCCAUUUCGCUCCCUUUGUAGCAUCCAUUCCUUCGCGACAUGGCUGGAAGGGCGCCUCCUGGAGGCAACUCUGGUUCCGGAAAUGACCUUUUACUCGAUCUCGACGAUAGCCCUCCCUAUGGAGGGCAAAGGCAACCUAUACACGAUGACCACUCAUCUCGACCGUCUGUAUCAUACGAUGAUUUCGUUGGCGGCAGCCAAACCACCCACCCGGCUGUCAAAAACCCAGCACCCGGCGCUGGUGUUUCGGGACCUCGACCACCAUACUUAGUCGAUAACGAUAGACAAUACAGCCAAUCUUCCGAUCUACACAACUAUUCAAGAUACGCCGACGACUUCGACGAUUACCCCGAUGACGGUCAGUCGUAUUAUCAGCAUGGAGGAGCGAUGAACGCGGCCGACAUGGAAGGCCGUGUCAAUGCGCGGAACCGUAAUAGCGUACUCGGGUUAGGAGGUGGCUUUUUGGGAAGGGCAAAGAAGAUGCUCGGCAUGGGACAGAAGGGUUAUUCGGAAAUGGACCUGCCUUUGACGGAGCCAGGUCACGGAAGGGGGGAUUUGGGCACCGAGCCUCAAAAACAAAAUAAGAAAUUUGAGUUGAAGAACUUCAGGUUUGGCUUUGGCAGGGGCAAACCGGACCCGUCGACUUUGGGUCCUCGCAUCAUCCACUUGAACAACCCUCCCGCGAACGCCGCGAACAAAUAUGUCGACAACCAUGUCUCUACCGCUAAAUAUAACGUUGCCACGUUCCUACCCAAAUUCUUAAUCGAGCAGUUCUCCAAAUUCGCCAAUGUUUUCUUCUUAUUUACGGCAGCCUUGCAGCAAAUUCCAGACCUGUCUCCGACGAACCGUUAUACGACUAUUGGCCCUCUCGUCGUUGUUUUGUUGGUAUCUGCGGGCAAGGAAUUAGUCGAAGACUACAGGAGGAAGCAGGCCGAUAGUGCUCUCAAUAACUCGAAAGCUAGGGUCUUGCGAGGAUCAACCUUUGAAGAGACGAAAUGGAUCAAUGUGGGCGUAGGGGAUAUAGUGCGGGUAGAAUCGGAGGAGCCUUUCCCUGCCGAUAUUGUCUUGCUUGCUAGUUCCGAACCAGAGGGAUUGUGUUAUAUCGAAACAGCAAACCUCGACGGCGAAACUAACCUUAAGAUCAAACAAGCGUUGCCGGAGACUUCUACUAUGGUUAGUCCAGCGGAAUUGAGUAGAUUAGGGGGCAGGGUCCGUUCCGAACAACCAAAUAGUAGCCUGUAUACGUAUGAAGCUACUCUGACUAUGCAAGCUGGCGGCGGAGAAAAGGAGCUGCCCCUUAACCCAGAACAGCUAUUACUACGAGGUGCCACCCUCAGGAAUACUCCCUGGGUACAUGGUAUUGUAGUGUUCACGGGACAUGAGACCAAGCUUAUGCGCAACGCCACCGCCGCUCCGAUCAAACGGACCAAAGUCGAACGGCAACUCAACAUGCUGGUCCUUGCGUUAGUCGGCAUGUUACUUGUUCUCAGUGUCGUGUCUACCGUGGGAGAGCUAGUUUUCCGGUCCGUUCGAUCGGAUUCAAUCUCUUACCUGGAGUUAGGGUCCCUAAGUGAUGCAGGCGACGUGGUGAAUGCGAUAUUCAAGGAUCUCGUCACCUACUGGGUCUUGUUCUCUUCUCUGGUUCCCAUCUCGCUGUUUGUGACUGUCGAGAUGGUCAAAUACUGGCAUGGCAUUCUGAUCAACGACGACCUCGACAUUUACUAUGACAAGACAGAUACACCUGCAAACUGCCGGACAUCGAGUUUGGUUGAAGAGUUAGGCAUGGUCGGUUAUGUAUUUUCGGACAAGACGGGAACUCUAACGUGUAACAUGAUGGAGUUUAAGCAGUGCACAAUCAGCGGAAUACAAUACGCGGACGAGGUACCGGAGGAUCGAAGGGCCACGGUACAAGACGGCGUGGAAGUUGGAAUCCACGAUUUUAAGCGAUUGCGCGAGAACCUCAAAUCACACGAGAGUGCCGAGGCGAUGCACCAUUUCUUAGCUCUCCUCUCAACCUGCCAUACCGUUAUUCCGGAGCGGGACGAGAAGGGCGACGGUAUUAAAUAUCAGGCCGCCUCACCCGAUGAGGGUGCCCUGGUUCAGGGUGCCUUGAUGUUAGGCUAUAAGUUCGUUGCUCGGAAACCACGAUCCGUAAUUAUCGAGGUUGAAGGCAAAGAGUACGAGUAUGAGCUUCUAGCUGUUUGCGAAUUCAACUCUACGAGGAAGCGAAUGUCUACGAUUUACCGAUGCCCCGAUGGGAAGAUUCGACUCUACUGCAAGGGUGCAGACACCGUUAUUCUAGAACGCUUGAAUGAGGACAACCCCCAUGUCGAGCAAACUCUACUACACUUGGAGGAAUAUGCUUCUGAAGGUCUUCGUACUCUCUGUUUGGCAGUGCGUGAGAUCCCUGACCAGGAAUUCAAGGAGUGGUACAGUAUGUUUGACAGGGCCCAGACCACUGUGGGCGGUAACCGAGCUGAAGAGCUGGAUAAAGCGGCUGAGAUUAUCGAGCACGACUUCUACCUGCUAGGCGCGACUGCUAUUGAGGAUCGUCUUCAAGACGGCGUGCCCGAAACCAUCCAUACAUUACAGCAAGCGAAUAUCAAGGUCUGGGUUUUGACUGGAGAUCGCCAGGAGACAGCCAUCAACAUCGGCAUGAGCUCCAAGCUACUGAGUGAAGAUAUGAUGCUCCUCAUCGUCAACGAAGAAGACGCCAGCGCGACUCGCGAUAAUAUCCAGAAGAAACUGGAUGCCAUCCGGAAUAACGCAGACGGUUCGGUUGAAAUGGACACAUUAGCCCUUGUCAUUGACGGUAAAUCCCUUACCUACGCCCUGGACCCAGACAUGGAGAAGAUUUUCUACGACCUUGCCGUUAUGUGCAAAGCGGUCAUCUGUUGCCGUGUUUCGCCGUUGCAAAAGGCCUUGGUUGUGAAGUUGGUCAAGAAGUUCUCAUCGGAGAUCCUCCUCGCUAUUGGCGACGGAGCGAACGACGUGUCUAUGAUCCAGGCCGCCCAUAUCGGAGUUGGUAUUUCGGGCGUUGAAGGUCUUCAGGCUGCACGGUCGGCCGAUAUUUCGAUUGCUCAGUUUCGAUUUCUCCGCAAACUCACCCUUGUUCACGGUGCUUGGAGCUACCAACGUAUCAGUAAAACCAUCCUCUUCUCCUUCUACAAGAACAUCACUCUAUACAUGACGCAAUUCUGGUACACAUUCCAAAACGUGUUUUCAGGCGCUAUCAUCUACGAGUCUUGGACAUUAUCCUUCUACAACGUCUUCUACACUGUACUACCUCCUCUCGUUAUGGGCAUUCUAGAUCAGUUCAUUUCCGCACGACUCCUUGAUCGUUAUCCGCAAUUGUACACUCUAGGACAGCAAAAUCAGUUUUUCAAGAUCAGCACAUUUGCCUCUUGGAUUGCAAGUGCCGUCUACCAUUCUAUCGUCCUCUACAUUUUCUCCGAACUUAUUUGGUACGGAGACUUGAUUUUGCACGAUGGUACGAUGGCAGGCCAUUGGGUCUGGGGUACGGCCUUGUAUGCGGCUACCCUUGCAACGGUUCUCGGAAAAGCUGCGUUGGUGACAAGCAACUGGACCAAGUACCACGUCAUGGCCAUCCCGGGAAGCAUGUUGAUAUGGUACAUAUUCAUCGUUGUUUACGGUAUCGUUGCUCCGAUGGUUGGGAUUUCCGAGGAAUACCAUGGGCUGGUACCAGUACUAUUCUCUAACCCCGUGUUCUGGCUCCAAACGAUUACUCUGCCUAUGCUUUGCCUGCUUCGGGAUUUCGCCUGGAAGUAUGCUAAGAGGAUGUAUUACCCCCAAACGUACCAUCAUAUACAAGAGAUCCAGAAGUAUAAUAUCCAGGAUUACCGUCCUAGGAUGGAACAAUUCCAGAAGGCGAUCAGGAAAGUGCGCCAGGUGCAGCGCAUGAGAAAACAACGCGGAUAUGCUUUCUCGCAAGCAGAUGAGAGUCAGACGCGUGUGAUCAAUGCGUACGAUACGACGAGACAUAGGGGGAGAUACGGCGAGAUGCCGGCAUCGACGCCGGGCGCAAGGUAGUUUUCGGCUGGCUCGGUUGGGGCUUGAUUUUUUGUGCUUUACAUGUACCAUAUUUAUAUAUGGUCUGGCUACAUGUGCCGGACAGGAACGAUUACUACGAUAUUCUAAGGUUGUGGCCUAAGAGGUGCGGCGUACAGUAGAAAGGAAAGAAGAAAAAAAGAGCAAUAACAUUAU
Messenger RNA from Annulohypoxylon truncatum, 4627 nucleotides. Its product is annotated as phospholipid-translocating P-type ATPase. Gene Ontology annotation, molecular function: magnesium ion binding; ATP hydrolysis activity; ATPase-coupled intramembrane lipid carrier activity. Bases 443 to 4453 code for a protein of 1336 amino acids. Lineage: Eukaryota; Fungi; Ascomycota; Sordariomycetes; Xylariales; Hypoxylaceae. The record is from RefSeq and is a predicted model, not a curated record. Gene Ontology annotation, biological process: endocytic recycling; post-Golgi vesicle-mediated transport; intracellular protein transport. The transcript is spliced from 3 exons. Gene Ontology annotation, cellular component: plasma membrane.